Messenger RNA from Medicago truncatula (barrel medic), 1633 nucleotides. RefSeq lists its product as uncharacterized. The transcript has 3 exons. Gene Ontology annotation, biological process: microtubule-based process. NCBI's taxonomy places the organism in Eukaryota, Viridiplantae, Streptophyta, Magnoliopsida, Fabales, Fabaceae. Gene Ontology annotation, cellular component: cytoplasmic dynein complex. The record is from RefSeq and is a predicted model, not a curated record. Gene Ontology annotation, molecular function: dynein intermediate chain binding. Bases 368 to 1105 code for a protein of 245 amino acids.
GGUCCGUAGAUGUUGGCUGUCUAGAAGCAAACUCACUGGGGACAAAUAUACCCCUCAUAUUAAUGAUUAGUCCCACUUCACAAUCACCAUUAUUAUUCACUAAAACAAUAUAUAUCAAAUCUCAUAUAACAAUAUUAACACUACCAUUUGUUUUGUUAUAUAUCUUUCAUUCAUUAGUAUUACUCUAACAAAAACACAUGGGUUUGCCUUUAUUAAUAUGUCAGCUUCUUCUCAAUAACCAUUAGAUUUAUUCUAAUAAUUGGUCUUCCUCGUUCUUGUGAUUCCAAUUCCAAACAUUUUUGUGUAUAUAACAUUUCUCAAUGUCUUAUUAUUAGUCCAAAGUGGAUCUAGUCCUAAUUAUUCUGAAAUGGCUAACCAAGAAAAACAACACAAGAAAGGGUUCAUGUAUAUUUACAAAAUUGGAACAGGAAACCAAAGAAAGAAAGAUUCAGAGCAAGGUGUUGAGAAAGAAAAGAAAUUAUCAAGUUCAAGAAGUUGGUUGCAAAGGUUAAGAAAUCCAACUAGAAGUUACAAUAACAAAGAGUUGAACAAUGGAGGAUUUGUUGAGGCAAGGAAUUCAACAUCAUGCUUUGAGUUAGAAUCAAUUAAAGGAGGAUAUGUAGAAGGAAGAAAUUCAGUGUCUUGCAUAGAAGCAUCAUCAUCACCAGCAAUAAAAAGAGGAAUCAUAGUUGAAGAAGGAAGAAAAUCAGUGUCUUAUGUUGAUGAAACAAAGUUAGCAGCAGAAGAAAAGGUAGGUAAAUUUGUUGAGGCAAGAAAAUCAGUGUCCCAUAUUGAAACAUUGUCUUCUGUUAUUGAAAAACUUCAAGUGAAGGUUUUGGUCUCAGACAUGCCAAGUUUCAUGCAAGUGCAUGCUUUUCGUUGUGCAAGAAGGACAUAUGAUAGUCUUGAGGAGUUUAGCUCCAAACACAUUGCUCAUAACAUUAAGAAGGAGUUUGACAAAGCCUAUGGUCCUGCCUGGCAUUGCAUUGUAGGCCCAAGUUUUGGUUCUUUUGUGACACAUUCAACGGGGUGUUUUCUUUACUUUUCAAUGGAAAAUUUAUAUAUUCUAUUGUUCAAGACCAAAGUUAAGAAGGCAGUGGAUUAAUUAAGAUGUGAGCAAUUGAAACCGGUCAAUGAAGAAGCUUGAGAAGAUUGAUGACUUCUGAUCUGAAGAGGUUGAAUGAAAGUAUGGAAGAAAGACCCUUUUCUAACCAAAUCCACAGUAAAAUCAAAUUUAAUCUCAAACUAUACAUAAUCCACCAAAACAAAAGAUUCAAGGCUAAUUUAAUACACAAACAAGGGUCCAUAGCUCCACUCAAACUGCGUUACAAAAGGCCAUGCUAUUAUAGAAAGGCUCGAAGCCACAUUUAUGCUCUUAUCAAUGUCCCUUGUAUAAAGCAUAUGUAAAAUAAAUAUACUUUUUUUGCCAUUUAAUUUUUUUUUUUUUUGUCAGAUAGCCUAAUGGCUAGGAUUCAUCUUAUAAGGUGAAUAAGUUGAGUGUCCGAGGUUCGAAACCCAAUAUCUGUAUAUUAUAAUGCAUUGUCCUACCAACUGAGCUAUGCUCACUCACGGACAAAUAUUUUGUUCUUUAUCAAACAUAUUAUUGGAAAGAAAACAAGAGUUGACUUGUCCA